AUGGAUGACUUCUUUGUGCUCGGUGAUUCAUAUUCUAAGUGCAUACACCACCUUGCUCUAGUGCUGAGGAGAUGUCAAGAAACCAACCUGGUUUUAAACUGGAAAAAGUGCCAUUUCAUGGUCACUGAAGGGGUGGUUCUUGGACAUAAAGUCUCCAAAAUGCGCAUUGAGGUGGACAAAGCUAAGGUGGAGGUAAUUGAGAAAUUACCCCGACCUUGCAAUGUUAAGGCAGUUAGAAGUUUUUUAGGGCAUGCUGGUUUUUAUAGAAGAUUUAUCAAAGAUUUCUCAAAAAUUGCUAAGCCCUUAAGUAAUCUGCUUGCAUCUGGCACACCUUUCAUAUUUGAUCAAGAAUGCAUUAUAGCUUUUGAGAACUUGAAAAAGAAGCUUUCCUCAGCACCCAUCAUUGCCCCACCUGAUUGA
Molecule: messenger RNA, 420 nt
Organism: Arachis stenosperma
Lineage: Eukaryota; Viridiplantae; Streptophyta; Magnoliopsida; Fabales; Fabaceae
Exons: 1
Coding region: 1-420 (139 amino acids)
Source: RefSeq, a predicted model, not a curated record